AUGAUAAAGAACUUGAUGGGAGGCCGACUAGUAAGAGGCGGAGUAACAGGAGGAGGAGUUGGGGGUUCAGUGGGAGGCUCAGUUGGCGGUUCAGUGGGAGGUUCGGUGGGAGGCUCAGUGGGGGGUUCGGUGGGAGGCUCAGUGGGCGGCUCAGUUGGCGGCUCAGUUGGUGGCGGAGUAGGGUCAGAUGGAGGCUCGGUUGGAGGCUGGGUAGGGGGAGGUGUUGUGGUUGUUGAUGACAUUGAUGUGGUGGAUGAAGUAGUAGUCGUGACACCACCUGUUGUAGUCAAUGUUGAGGAUGUUGUCAUAUUGCCAGUGAAUGUCGAGGAGGAGGUCGAUAGAGAGACUGGAACACAUCUUGGUUCACCAUUGACGACUUGA
Molecule: messenger RNA, 381 nt
Organism: Acytostelium subglobosum LB1
Lineage: Eukaryota; Evosea; Eumycetozoa; Acytosteliales; Acytosteliaceae
Exons: 1
Coding region: 1-381 (126 amino acids)
Source: RefSeq, a predicted model, not a curated record